Messenger RNA from Sphaerodactylus townsendi, 6473 nucleotides. It is a transcript of the gene FUBP1, whose product is annotated as far upstream element binding protein 1. Gene Ontology annotation, biological process: regulation of DNA-templated transcription. The record is from RefSeq and is a predicted model, not a curated record. The transcript is spliced from 22 exons. Gene Ontology annotation, cellular component: nucleus; cytoplasm. Gene Ontology annotation, molecular function: mRNA binding. NCBI's taxonomy places the organism in Eukaryota, Metazoa, Chordata, Lepidosauria, Squamata, Sphaerodactylidae. The coding region runs from base 107 to 2155 and encodes 682 amino acids.
UCUCGUGAAACACGAUGCGACGAAGGAAUGUGAAAGGCUCCCGCCCGCCGCCAUUUUCUUUCUUUCUCGACAAGCGGAGAGAGCGGUAGGAAGAGGUGAAGCGGACAUGGCGGAUUAUUCUACGGUACCCCCUCCUUCUUCGGGCGCGCCCGGGGGAGGCGGAGGAGGUGGCGGGGGAGUCAAUGACGCUUUUAAGGACGCGCUGCAACGGGCUAGGCAGAUUGCAGCCAAAAUUGGAGGUGAAUCAGGGACAUCGGUGAAUUCAAAUGAUUACGGUUAUGGGGGACAGAAAAGGCCUCUUGAAGAUGGAGAUGGCUCUUGGACAAGUCCGAGCAGUACAACACACUGGGAGGGAAUGCCCUCUCCUUUUAAAGAUCAACCUGAGCCUAAGAAAGUUGCUCCUCCAAAUAAUGAUUCUUUUGGAAGUCAGUUACCACCUAUGCAUCAGCAACAGAGGUCUGUAAUGACAGAAGAAUAUAAAGUUCCUGAUGGCAUGGUUGGAUUCAUAAUUGGUAGAGGAGGAGAACAAAUUUCCCGUAUACAACAAGAAUCUGGAUGCAAAAUACAGAUUGCACCUGAUAGUGGAGGUCUUCCUGAAAGAUCUUGCAUGUUAACUGGGACUCCAGAAUCCGUGCAGUCUGCAAAACGGUUACUUGACCAAAUAGUUGAAAAAGGAAGACCCACACCAGGAUUCCAUCAUGGUGAUGGUCCAGGAAAUGCCGUCCAGGAACUUAUGAUUCCAGCUAGCAAAGCAGGAUUGGUUAUUGGGAAAGGUGGAGAAACAAUAAAACAGCUUCAGGAGCGAGCUGGAGUUAAGAUGGUUAUGAUUCAAGAUGGUCCACAGAACACUGGAGCAGAUAAACCUCUGAGGAUCACAGGAGAUCCUUACAAAGUUCAACAAGCAAAGGAGAUGGUUUUAGACCUAAUUCGUGAUCAAGGUGGUUUUAGAGAAGUACGCAAUGAAUAUGGGUCAAGAAUAGGAGGAAACGAAGGACUAGAUGUCCCAAUACCACGAUUUGCUGUUGGCAUUGUAAUUGGAAGAAAUGGAGAAAUGAUUAAAAAGAUACAGAACGAUGCUGGUGUCAGGAUCCAGUUUAAACCAGAUGAUGGAACAACUCCAGACAGAAUAGCUCAAAUUACUGGACCUCCAGAUAGAUGCCAACAUGCAGCAGAAAUUAUUACAGAUCUUCUUCGAAGUGUUCAGGCUGGCAAUCCUGGUGGUCCAGGGCCUGGUGGUCGUGGAAGAGGUAGAGGACAAGGAAACUGGAAUAUGGGGCCUCCUGGUGGACUGCAAGAAUUUAAUUUUAUUGUUCCCACUGGAAAAACUGGAUUAAUUAUUGGAAAAGGUGGUGAAACUAUUAAGAGUAUCAGCCAACAAUCUGGUGCUAGAAUUGAACUUCAGAGAAACCCUCCACCAAAUGCAGAUCCCAACAUGAAAUUGUUCACUAUUCGGGGGACACCACAGCAGAUUGAUUAUGCUCGACAGCUUAUAGAAGAGAAGAUUGGCGGUCCAGUGAAUCCUUUGGGUCCUCCUGUGCCGCAUGGUCCUCAUGGUGUUGUUCCUGGCCCACAUGGGCCUCCUGGGCCUCCUCCUGGUGCCCCCAUGGGACCUUACAAUCCUGCUCCUUAUACUCCUGGCCCUCCUGGUCCAGCACCUCAUGGCCCUCCAGCACCAUAUGCUCCACAAGGCUGGGGUAAUGCUUAUCCACACUGGCAGCCACCAAAUCCUCCUGAUCCAGGUAAGCCAACAGAUCCUAAUUCAGCAGCAUGGGCAGCCUAUUAUGCUCACUACUAUCAGCAACAAGCGCAGCCACCACCUGCAGCUCCACCUAGUGCACCACCAGCCACGCAGACCAAUGGACAAGGAGAUCAGCCAAAUCAAGCACCAGCAGGGCAGGUAGAUUACACCAAGGCAUGGGAAGAGUACUAUAAAAAAAUGGGUCAACAAGGGCAGCCACAAGAUUAUUCAAAGGCUUGGGAGGAAUAUUACAAGAAGCAAGGUCAGGCAGUUCCAGCUCCAGCGGGGGCACCACCAGCAGGUCAGCCUGAUUAUAGUGCAGCAUGGGCCGAAUACUAUAGACAGCAGGCAGCCUAUUAUGCCCAGACAAGUCCACAAGGAAUGCCGCAACAUCCUCCAGCACCCCAGGGCCAAUAAUGAGAAGUGGACAAUACAGUAUUUGCUUCAUUAUGUGGGGGAAAAAACCUUUGUUAAAUGUGUGGAUGCAGACGCCUUGAUGAAGAUCAUAAUUUUGUUUGGUUUAAAAAUAGUGUUUUGAAAAUGUACAAAAUAUCUAUCACUACUGAUAGGAGGUAAUAUUUCUGUGUAGAAAUGAAAUUGGUUUGUUUUUAGUACAUUAGUGUAGAUGUACACAUUCCAGCAAAUGUAUUUGCAACUAUUAUGUGGUCAAUGCUUUGUGAUAUAAAUGUACUUUUUUCAAUGUAUACUUGAUCACUUUUAAAUGCCUGUUUUGUGCUUUACAAUAAAUAAUAUGAAACCUCCUGUGUCGGUAAGUUGGAUAUGUGGGUCUCCAGAAUUCAACGACUUGUUAGCAAUGCUGUACAUGUACACAAGUAAGAGCUUUUUCCUUGAAAGUUUUGAGUUUGACGUUGGUAUUCUCCCUUUGCAGAAUAGUUUAGAAGGAUCUCUUUUGUUGCUGUAUUUUGCUGUUUAGCAUCUUGAUAUCCUUCUCUUUCUACUUGAUUAAAAUUUGCAUGUAUGUGAAGGUGUUUCUUGACAUACUUCUGUUGUGUUAACAGUUGAAGUUUCUUUUUUUUCAUGACCACUGUCUCAGACCCAUAUAGCUGCUAUAGUUAACCUUUGUUUUUAUACAUGAUUUGAUUAUUUAGUAUAUUUUUCAGGCACGUUAUUAAAAUAAUUACUGUAGCAAUUAGAUGUGCAAAGCGGUCAGUUUGCUGCACUUUGGUUGAGAAUUCAGUGUAGUAAGGUUAUCUUAUUUUAGUUACAAAACUGCAUUUGUCAUAGAAACAUGCUUUUUGGAGUCCUGAAAGUGCUUAACAGAUAAAGUCUAUUUUAAAAUGCUGAAGACUAGUCAUUCAAUUUAUAUUAUGAAAAAAGUCUCCAUAAAGUGUUUUAUUCUUAAUAGUCAUACUGAAAAUUGGUGUUCUGUUAAAAUCCACUGUUUGCUUUUUUGCAUAUAUUAGAUUACAUGCAAUACAGUCUGUCUUGCCAUUGUCUGUUGAAGUGCAGGUUUGAUCCAGCCAGUAUAGAACUAGCUCUGUAGGGGUGAGGAGGACUGUGCUGUGUAUCAUCUUUGAUUGUUCCUUCAAGGAGCAUUGCACUGUAAGUACAUCAGAAUGACAAAAUGAUGAACUGCAACAGUAUCUUUUUGUCAGUGUUCCACAUAAUGCAAAUGCCAUACCUGUGUGAAUAUUAUGUUGGAAUAAAAUACAGUGCUGAUAUCUUAGAAAAUCAUAACUGCUUCUUAAUUCAGAAACUUAGGUGUGCACAUAUAUAUGUAUGUAUGUAUAUGUGAGCUUUAUGGGUAAGUAUUGCUGAGACAUUUAGUUUUAGCUGAAUUGUCAUGUACCUAAGUAAUAUUUUUUCAUUAGGGGUUCAGAAACAAGAUGUAUUCAGAUAUAAACUUGUGUAUUGUUAACAAAGUUUAAAUUGCUUGUAAGGAGGACACUGUUUUGUCUUCAGUUUGUCUGCUUAUAUUUGGUGAUAUAGGUAUAUGUUAAUAACCUGUAUUAGCCUUAUCUUUGGAAACUAUUUUGUUGGGGUUCUUUUUGAGAAUACACUUAGAGCGGUUGGUAGAGAAGAAUGAAAUGAAGCUCAGAAAUGAAGUCUUUUACUGCACAGAUAGCUAGAAAUGCAUUCUAUAGUCCUGUAGAAUCAGGAGGGAAUUUAUUUUUAUCCCAAUUUACAUUAGGAUUUAAAGUAGACUUUUGAAAAGAUUAUUAGGAAAUUAUUAAAUAUAUUUAGAGUAGGCUAUAAAGGCUCUAGAGCAACUACUUUGCAUGAUGCGACUGUAGCUUAUUGGAGAAUGGUGUAGCUGCUAACUAAACAGAACAAAAAUUCACCAGAUUCUUUAUCAUUCACCAAAUGGAGGCUGUUGAUUUUGAUUCAUUUAAAGUAUAAAAUCUUUAUUAAUUGCAAACAGUGCAAUUAUUUAUACUUCACAGUGCCUUCCCAGACCUUCCACCUUAGGUUCUGCUGCAAAAAGCACAGGUAAGCACAACCUAAGGAAGUGUAUAAAUACAUAUUUCAGUAUAUUAAUGUUGUCCCUGUGAGAUUUUUUUUGUGGUUGUGUAUUCAAAAGCAAUCUGCCAAUAUCUUCCCCAAAUGUAUUCUGCUAUUCAUGGUUCAAUUCCAGUGGAAAGUCUGAAACAAUUAUUUACAUUUCUGGGUAAAUGUGUGUCUUUAUUUUUAAAAGAUAAGUGGAUUGCUGCAAUAAUUUUUGAGUAAGUCACUUUUACUAUUUUUCCCUCAGUAGCUGAGUUGUUUCAAAUGAAUAUAAAUUAUUUUUUUCAAGAUACAGGAAAUACUUGGUCAGAACUUCAACAGCCUUCACAAAUGCUUUUAUAAUGUAAAGGAUGUUAUACCCAAUACUAUUUACUCAAGCAUACUGUGUUACUCUAAUUCCCAAGACUGAUGUCUAAUUUUUUUACGUUAUACACCAUAAUAUCCGUACAACAGAUUAACCUAGCUUGCUUAUUUGAUUUGAUACAGAAGGAAAAAUUUAGACUUGAAUUUUGAAGAACAGCUUAUUAGUAAGCAUGUGUGCCAGUAAAAUGUUAACAGUUCGGCAAAUCUUUCCUUUUUAUAGUGAUUUCUUUGCUAUUUCAGCUGAAUUGCUGUAUAUUUUUGCCAGUUUAAAAUGUUUUGUGUUAUGGCUUAUUUAGAUAGCUUAACUGGUACAUUUUUUUAAUUUAGACAAUACUAAGGCAGUACCAUCAGUUUUUUGUUUGUCACUUAAUAAAAUGUUUUGAUUUUCUCAAAAGUCCUGUUUUUCUCUGCAUCAAAGAAAAUUAUUCAAAAAUACUGCCUUCAUUUUCACACACAGUGCUGAAGAUGCUGCAAGCACCAAAUCAUAGCUCAUAAAAUCAGGUCCUGAGAUAGUUACUUCCAAUAAAGAGGAUUCCUUUGAGUGUAUGGCCAUGGUGAGCCGAUGAGCAUGGACCAUAGAAGGGCUCCAUGUAGAAGGUAAAAUUGGCAAAAUACCGAUUUUAAAUGUAUCCCAUACUUAAUGGUGUAGGGUAUAAUUUGCCUGUUUUAAUCACUUCUCAUUCUUUAAAGUGCUAUUUGCUUGACCAUAAAUGUUCCGUAAUUUGUUAUGUGGUAACAAUACAAGCCAUCUAUCAAUUUACACGUUGCUAAAUAGUCAAGCAUAGAUAUGUUUUGCAUUUCACAACUAAAUUUAAUAGCUGUACUUGAAAACCCUCAAGCCGCUUCAUUUUUUUGUUGUAGUUCAGCAUGUCAGAUUUCAUUUUUAUUGGGAACUAGGUUUGUGUUGUGCUGUUGACCUGCUAAAGAACUUCAUCUGGGCUGGAUUUCAUUUCCCCAUUUUAAAAACAGAGUUUUAUUUUUGCCACUCCAUUUUUAUAAAUGCAGCUUAAAUUGUAGAACAAUUCAAGGCAAGGGAACAAAUAGAAAAGAUGGAUAUGUCUGACAUAGGAGGCGAUUUAACAGUCUAAGCAUUAAUCUUUUCAUUGGGCUAGUGGUACUUUAGGUAUCUUCUGACAUUGUGUAGUUUUGCUGUUCAGUUUCAGUCUCUGAUUUCUUUCAGGAACAUUAUUGGUUUUUCUUGAGCAGUUGUGAUUUGUCAGGAAAAAUUGCAGAUUUUAAUAUAGAAUGUUAGAGUACCCUGACUUGAAUCAGGUGUGAGAGUGCAUGUUUUAAAGGAAAUAAAAGAACAUCUUUAAAUUUCAGUAAUGCUCACAGAUCACUGCUUAGUGUGAGUUCUGUAUAGUCAAGCUGUGCUGAUUUAAUAAUAAUUCCUUAUCUGUAUCUUUUGUAUAAGUUACACUUAAGUGGUUUUAGGGGCUAGGUAGGCUAUGUGUUUCACUAAUCACUUCUUUCCACAAAAUAUUAUGAGCAACAGGGGCAGCCUUUCUUUUCAUAGGGUUAAGAGUUUAGAGCAUCUAGAUCUUUUUCUUAUACUAGCUUUUCAGAAAGCAAGACACAGCCUGCAUAAUGCAUACAACAAAUCCACUUUUCCUACUUGCAGUAUCCUUAAGUUUAUGCAACCUUUAUCUUAUAUGCAUGCAACAUGCAUUUUCGUCCUGAGAUAGUGUUCUUUACAGAAACUACCCGUGUUUUAAAAAAGAAGAUUGUCUUUAAAAGGCUACUGUGAUGGGAAGUAUCUUAGGGAGAUGCAGCUUGGACGUGAGGUAAAUCAAAUGCUUUACACUAUGUUGUGUUGAACUUGCAAUAAGGCAUUGUAUGUAUUCAUGAAAAUACAUUAUUUGUAAUGUUUUUGUAUAAGUUCUCAAUAAAUGUAAACUAAUGGGUA